This is a messenger RNA of Menidia menidia (Atlantic silverside), 3126 nucleotides long. The record is from the annotation of a GenBank genome assembly. NCBI's taxonomy places the organism in Eukaryota, Metazoa, Chordata, Actinopteri, Atheriniformes, Atherinopsidae.
UGAGAUGUUUUUGCCCAGCCCUUUUUGGAGUCACGUGGGUCCUGUCAGCGCUCUCGUGACUCUUUGGGGCAGAUAACAGUGGGGACCAGGCGUGCCGUAGUUUGCGUGUUGUUAUUGGUCAGCAGCGCGUCUCAUUCAGACCCAUCCAUCCGUCCGUCCGUCCGUCCGUUCGUCUGUCCGUCUGGGCCGGUCGUGUCCGCCAGGCCCGGUCCAUGCGCGCAUCCGCCUGCCCGCAGCCUGUGCUUGAGAUCCGGGACGUCUCCGCCGAGCCGAGGCGCGCUCGGCCAGCCAUCCGGAGCAGACGCUCACCCGAAGGAAGGCGCUGUCAAGCAGGAAGUGCAUGAAAGUGAGUGGAGAGGCUCAGCGAGGGCCACUAAAGUCAUUGUAUCAGCCAUGACGAACGAACACACCCCGCUGAUCACCUCGGGGGUCUGUGGUCUCACCGUGACCGCGGCCACGCCAGAGCCACCCCCCACAGGGACAGACCCCGCCCCGGACCCCAGUGCCGGGGCGCAGACCCCGGACCCCCGAAAGCUCAACACCUUUUUCGGGGUGAUGGUGCCCACCAUCCUGUCCAUGUUCAGCAUCGUGCUGUUCCUGAGGACAGGGUUUGUGGUUGGUCAUGCCGGCCUGCUGCAGGGUCUUUUAAUGAUGGUUGUAGCCUACACCAUCAUAUCGCUCACAAUUCUGUCUAUCUGUGCCAUUUCCACCAACGGCGCCAUUCAGGGUGGUGGAGCCUACUACAUGAUCAGCCGGUCUUUGGGACCCGAGUUUGGAGGAAGCAUCGGUCUGAUGUUCUUCCUGGCUAAAGUAUGUGCAUGUGGCGGGUAUGUUCUGGGUCUUGUGGAAGCCAUACUUGAUGUGUUUGGAGAAGAUCCCGAGUCCACAGGUCUGAAGGGGGUGCGCGUGCUUCCUCAGGGCUACUGGUGCACAGUUCUGUACUCCUCGGUGAUCCUCCUGCUGUGCCUGCUCGUGUGUCUAGUGGGCGCCCACAUCUACUCUCGCACCGCCUUCGCCAUCCUGCUGGUGGUCACGGCCUCAUUGUUGUCCGUCUUCAUCAGCUCUGUAGCAGUCAAACCAAAGAACAUUAUCAUCACCCACCCGGGCCCCGGUAACCAGACCCUGCGCUACAACGCCAGCUACACUGGCUUCAGCGCCACCACGCUGAGGAACAACCUGGGCCCUGAUUACUCCUUGGAUUACAGCACCAACACCACCAUGUCUUUUGCAACUGUGUUUGCCGUGAUGUUCACCAGCUGUACUGGGAUCAUGGCCGGUGCCAACAUGUCAGGCGAGCUGAAGACUCCGAGCAUCUCCAUCCCUAAAGGCACCAUCAUAGCUGUCGUGUACACUUUCACAGUCUUUGUCGUUCUCUUAAUUUUGGUCAGCGCCACCUGUGACAGGACCCUUUUGAUUCAGGAUUAUGGGUUCUUGCAGCAAAUCAACUUGUGGCCCCCAUUUGUGACUAUCGGGAUAUACUGCUCCUCUCUGUCGGCUGCCAUGUGCGCCAUGAUCGGAGCCUCUCGCAUUCUCCACGCCCUCGCUCUGGACCACCUCUUUGGUUUGCCUUUAGCACCAGCUGCCAUCACAUCACAGUCUGGAAAUCCAUGGGUGUCGGUGCUGUACACCUGGGGCCUUGCACAGUGUGUAGUCUUUGCAGGGCAGCUCAACGCCGUGGCCGGUCUGGUGACCGUCUUCUACCUGCUGGCCUACGCUGCAGUGGACCUGGCCUGUUUGGCUCUUGAGUGGGCCUCUGCCCCAAACUUUAGGCCGACCUUUCAGCUCUUCUCCUGGCACACCUGCCUGCUGGGGAUUGUCAGCUGUUUGGUCAUGAUGUUCGUCAUUAACCCCGUUUACUCAUCAGGCAGCAUCGUCCUGCUGCUGCUGCUGCUGCUGUUCCUGCACUACCGGUCGCCCACCAGCAGCUGGGGCUACAUCAGCCAGGCCCUCAUUUUCCACCAGGUUCGGAAGUACCUGUUGAUGCUGGAUGUGAGGAAAGACCACGUGAAGUUCUGGCGGCCCCAGGUGUUGUUGAUGGUGUCCAACCCACGCUCCUCCUGUCAGCUCAUCCUGUUUGUCAACCAGCUGAAGAAGGGAGGACUGUUCGUGUUGGGUCACGUGCAGCUGGGAGAUCUGGACACCCUGCCUUCAGACCCAGUCCAGCAGCAGUAUAAUUUCUGGCUAAGCCUUGUGGAUAAACUUGGAGUGAAGGCCUUUGUAGACCUGACGCUCUCUCCCUCCGUCAGACAAGGAACGCAGCACCUGUUGCGAAUAACAGGCCUCGGUGGGAUGAAGCCCAACAUGCUGAUUUUGGGUUUCUAUGACGGCUGCACCCCCGACGACUUCUUCCUACAAGAUUCUGCCUUCUGCCCCUCAUCAGAGGAGCAAGGCACUGAGGGGGAAUAUAAUUUUGGGAUUGACCUGCCUUCAUUACAGGCCCAUUUCCCCCCUGUUCGGCAUGUUGAGAGCCCACGAUGGCUGUCCCCAGAGGAAUACGUCGGCAUCAUUUCUGAUGCCAUGAAAAUGGGUAAAAACGUGUGCCUCGGCCGAUACUUCUUCCAGCUACAGGGAGAAGGCAAAGACAGCAAAGUGGACGGAUCCGAGCGGACUAUAGACGUGUGGCCCCUCAACCUGCUGCAGCCGGGCAGCCACGACUACCAGGACGUGUGCAGCCUCUUCCUGCUGCAGAUGGCCUGCGUGCUGAACAUGUCCAACAAAUGGCGCAACGCACGAAUGCGGAUCUUCCUGAACGUGCAGGGCGGGUCCCGCGACCAGGGCUGGGUGGUGAACGAGGAGACGUUCCGCGAGCUGCUGAGGAAGCUGCGGAUCAGGGCGUCCAUCAAGAUCGUGCCGUGGGACUCCGUGGAGCAGCACCACCCUCUGCCAGAGGGGCAGCGCAGCGCCGAGCCCCUGCCGGCCCUGUCGGAGGACUACCUGUCCGCGGUGAACGGCAUGUUGGCGCUGCACAGCUCACAGGCCGCCGUUCGCUUCCUGUAUUUGCCGCGGCCCCCUCCCCGCCACAGCCUGUACCAGCAGUACCUCGCUCAGCUGGAGACGGUGACCAACGGCCUAGGGCCAACACUCUUGAUCCACGGCGUCACCCCAGUCACAUACACUGAACUCUGA